AUGCGCCUAGAGACACGCGAAUCGGCCCGAGACUCUUCACCUUCCGAUCGAACCAGCCCCGAAAACGAUUUGCCCGGAGAUAUCUCGGGUCUCGGUCCAUCUGAGCAAGACACGUUUCAAGACUGGAAAUACAAGUUCAUGAGCAGGUAUGUCAACGUUGGGACCCUUCAGAAGAAGCAUAGAGAAGGCAAAGAAAGUAUAGAACCUUCUACAGGCAGUGGGAAAGAAGCUUCAGCUACUACUGUUGGCGAAACUUCUAGAAGCGUUGAAGAGAAAAUAAUAGAAACCAUCGAGAAGAAGGAUGUUUCAGAUGGCGAUGCUGUAAAGGAGGAGGAGUAA
Messenger RNA from Eruca vesicaria subsp. sativa (arugula), 339 nucleotides. Lineage: Eukaryota; Viridiplantae; Streptophyta; Magnoliopsida; Brassicales; Brassicaceae. The record is from the annotation of a GenBank genome assembly.